Saccostrea echinata is the source of this 1528-nucleotide messenger RNA. RefSeq lists its product as uncharacterized. Bases 1 to 1221 code for a protein of 406 amino acids. The transcript has 9 exons. The record is from RefSeq and is a predicted model, not a curated record. Lineage: Eukaryota; Metazoa; Mollusca; Bivalvia; Ostreida; Ostreidae.
AUGACAGGAGAAUCACAAGUAGCUCAAAUCGAGGCACCAACGACAAUAAAUCUUGCAAAUGAACUCAGAGUGAAAUGUUCGCCAUCAGGAAAUGAGUUUAACUUUAUAAGCGAAAUCCAAAUACUGCAUAAGCCUGUGACAGGGUCGACAUACAGCACAAUACUGGAAGUGGAGGAUCCGCCCAGGGGUAGCAAUCCUGUCUUCAGAGUUGAUGAGGUAAGAGUCAGAGCGUCAGCUGAGGGUCGGGCGGGGCGACCUUCGGAUGCGUUCCUAACGCUUAUCAUCAAUCAAGGUCAGGUCUACUGUUCAGAUGGCGGAUCAUACCAGUGCAAGAUAGUAAACCGCAGCGGUGACAAUGUGUCGACAACAAUCACAUCCACAUCUGUACCUGUCACCAUAGUGGCUAGUCCAGACUCUACACCACCUAUUUUAACUCUCAGCCCCUCCAACAUUCCAGGGACAGGGGGGUCAGGGUCGAUGUACUUAAAGGGAACCACCGUCAUGUUAGUCUGCCAAGCAGAAGUUGGUAGUCCACCUUACCCAAUGAGAUUCUGCUACCAGACCGCAGGAGUGAGUACUUUUGAAACUGUAACAAACAUUGUCUCAAAUGUUACCACCCCACAGUCUCUGGAAUCGGAGAAGAGUUGUCUUAUGACGAGAACCAUAGUUGCCUCCGCCGAGAUUACCGACAACGCUGGGACAUUCUUCUGUGAAGUGCAUAAUACUGUAAGCGAUCCUGGAUGUGGAAGCAAUUUGAAGGUCUCGAACACCAUGUUCACUGCUCAAGAUUUACCAGUAUGCAAUUCGAGCACUCUCAUCACCACGAGCAGACCUUCCACCACCACCAGGACCACAUCAACGACAAUAGCACCACCAGCAACAGAUGCUCCAACAACAACAGCUGCCCCUAUCGAGGGUAACGUAGAGGUCUUAGCAGUCACUGACAAUGGAGGAUUCACUCUUCUACUAUUGGGAAGUGGACUGAUCGUCGUGUCAGGAGCUCUUUUUGCAGCGAGUUUGAUUAUCUUCAUGAAGGCGAAAAAACUUAAAAAGAGUGCUGAAAUGUCAAUGAUAAGGAGUACCUAUGAUUCUGUGCAUUUCAGAACAACACCAGCACCAAAUUAUACCUCUUUAGAUGAUCUUAGAUCACCAGACCAUCGUCCUUUGGAAAAACAAGACAGUGAUGGCUACAUGGUGCCCUCGUUAGGAAAUUUACAGUGAUGUCACUAUGACACAUAAGAAAUGAACAAUAGAAAUUAGGUCUUCGAAGAUUCAUUAAGUACUGAAAUAUUUCGUGAAUCAGUGAUUGAAUAACCUUUGUAUAUCUGCCUUCUGUAUAUUGCGAGAGAAGUGUGAAAAAUAAGUACAAGAAAGGCCGAAACAUUUCCAAGAAGUGCGCUGAAACAUGAAAAUACAAUAAAACAUGAUACAGUGGGGUUCUGAAGUGUUGGGAUUUUAUGUUCCUGCAGGGAAUAGUCAGGUACAGAAAACAGCUGAGACUCACAACAAAUGGUUGUCAAAAUAACGC